AUGAUAAUCGUGUUAUUUUUAGACUCAAGUUCCUCAGAGCAGUCAGCAACUACAACUGCUGUAUCACUUGGAACAUUUCUUGCUGUGGCAGUAGUUGUUAACAUCAUAUUUGUGGUUACGUUGAUUCUCCGGAAAUAUCGUAAAAGGGUCAAUGAUACUUACAAGGCAAAAGGACCUGUUUAUGAAAACUCAGGCAUUGAAAUGGAAUGUGGGAAUUCAGCAAAUCCCGGCAGUGCAGGCAAGCAUGGAAUUGAACAAGCAACAAAGAGCGAUCCUGUGUUAAAGUCACCUGACUAUGAGGAUCUUGGAAGAGUUCAAGUAUCUGAGCAUGAAUAUGGAGAAAUUCGUCAAGACACUCGAUAUCAUUGAUGGACGUAUAACAGUAAGCACACGCGGAAAUAAAUGAUCAUCAACAACAAUGAACUGUUUUAAAAGAGUCAGACAGAGAACAGAGUAACAAUUUAAAUGAUUAACAAUAGACGACAUUAUAUCAAACACAAAGUCAUUCUUUAUUGUAUAGUGCUGAAUAUCUGUCUAAUAUUUUAUGUGUUAAACACUAUUGUAAAUACUUUCUUAAAAAGCAUUUAGAACAUUUGACUGCAUGUUGAUAUUUUGAUGUCCGCACAUUUGAAGGCAGAACAGUUCCAUAAAACGGAUGUCCAUAUUUACAUAAAGAAAACUUGAAAUUGAGAUAUACCUUUUUUAGUGAAACACCUACCAAAUAUUUUAAAUAUAUGAUCAAAUUCAGAACUAGAAAUCAUAAACUACCGGUCGAAACUGGAAAUUGGCAUAGAAAUCCAAAUAUAAUAAAUUUUGAUGAAUAAAUGAACACGACCCCUCUAAUUAUGUGAUAUACAAAAAACUUUGCAUGUUCAUAAAAAUAACCUGAGAACAAUAUUGAACUAAAUUAUUAUGUUAAACUUUGAUAAAUAUUUUUGAAUUCAUUCGUUUUAUUUUGUAUGAAUAUUAAACUUUCUUCAGUCUAUGUUAAAAGAAUAUUGUAAGAUGUGUGAGUUACAUUCUGGUAACCUCGUAAACAUUGUAAUAUUGUAAUGAAGAGUACCAACAGCAACAUGCAAAUUGAAUAAUGUAAAUUUAUAUAUGGAACCUUUAAAAUAUGUCAAGGUAUAGAAAGUAUGAUGUCUUAAUAA
Molecule: messenger RNA, 1151 nt
Organism: Ruditapes philippinarum (Manila clam)
Lineage: Eukaryota; Metazoa; Mollusca; Bivalvia; Venerida; Veneridae
Exons: 5
Coding region: 1-369 (122 amino acids)
Source: RefSeq, a predicted model, not a curated record